This is a messenger RNA of Diabrotica balteata, 1038 nucleotides long. NCBI's taxonomy places the organism in Eukaryota, Metazoa, Arthropoda, Insecta, Coleoptera, Chrysomelidae. The record is from the annotation of a GenBank genome assembly.
UUUUUGGAUUUCGAUAAUCUUCCAGACACGAAUUUCACGUGCGUAGGCAAAGUUAUCGGCGGUUAUUAUGCAGAUCUGGAAACGAACUGUCAAAUGUUCCACGUCUGUACUAUUGGCCUACUUGACGAGCCUACGGACAUUAGAUUUUUGUGCCUAAAUGGAACAGUUUUUGAUCAGGAAACUCGAGUCUGUGAAAGAAUAGACGAAGUUGACUGUACAAAAUCUGAACAAUAUUAUAGUUUAAAUUUAGAAUUAUAUGGACAUAGUCAAUCCUCUAAUAUAGAAGACAAUUCUGAGACUGAACAACCCCUUAUAAUUAAAUCGACGUUACCAACGACUACAACGACAACCCAAGCCCCAAGAAAAACAACCCGAUCUUCCUACUACACCUCACCUCCUAUACCAACAGCUACUACAUUGGAAAAUCGUCUUGCCUCUGGAAACAGUUACCUACCGUCUACAGGAAACCAACACUCUCCUAAAAACGAUCAUAUUCACUCGGGAAAUAACAACAAAGUAUCUACGGGCAAUAACCAAGAAUCAACUAACAAAAAUCACAUUACUGCAAAUAAUCAUCACAUCGCUUCUCAUCAUUUCCCUGUCAUUAGUCCAAGUGCCACAGAUAUACGUUUUAAUCCGGAAGAGAUCAACAUUAGUUUACAUCCUGGAGCUCCUCCAGAUAUAAGGACGAAAGCGGUUUCGUACUAUAGUGAUAAAAAAGUGACUAAUAGUGAAAAUCAGUUAGUGGUUACAACGCAUAGAUCAGUCUAUGAUAAUUCUAGACGGGAGUCAUUGAAUACCGGGUCUAGUACUCAAAGAAUCGGUAUAACUCUCCAACUCCAGGUGAUGUCAGCGGGUUUGGGUUUACUUUCGACUCGGCUGAGUCAGCAGAGUAUACGGAUCCUCCUGAAAGUUAUAGAAUACGCACGGAGUUUAGGCCUAGUCAGGAGUAUGCAGCUGCUCUACAAAACCCCAAUCCUCAACUAUACAAAUCAAGUACUUUCCGUUCAGAAUAUGCUUCAAGUACUCCCAAAAUAA